CGGACCUGGAUUACGUCGAAAUCGAAUCGAUAGCUCGAACGGAAGACAAAUCAACGAAAUCAACCGAACGGGUCAAGUCGAGUCAAAAUACGAAAUCGACCAAUCAAUCCGGCGUGGAGGUUAAUCUGCCGGCGAUAUCAACUCGGGGCAGCGGCCGGAUGCGGCGACGGUGACGGACGCCGGCGACAGUGGCGGAGCGGCAGCUCGACGGCGAUGAGCAGCGACUGGCGGCGCUGCACUCGACGGCGGCGGGUGGCCGCUGUGCAAAGGGCGACGGCGGCGCUCGUUUCCGGCGAAGGCGAAGCAGCAGCAGGAAGCUCGGCGACGCUGAGCGGCGGCUACUGGCGAAGGAAACAGCGGCGGCGCUACAACUUGGCGGCGCUGCAAUCAACGGCGGCGAUGAGCGGCGACGCCGGCGGUUGGCUGCUCCAGUUGGACGGCGAUGACCGGCGGCUGGCUCACGGCGGCGCUGCACCAUCAUUAAUGAGGGAGAUGAUAAAAUCAAAGAAGAUCUUUGAGAAGGAAGGUGGAUCUGAUAUGGAGCCCGCAGCUAAUGCGAAUUUCGAGAAAGUGCAGAUGGAUUCUACAAUUGAUGAACAAGGAAUCACUUUGCCUGAAGAGGGGAUGGCUAUAAAAGGGAAAUGUAUGGAUGUGAAUGUUGGAACUAAAGAGCUUGUUGAGCAUGUGAAAAUGGAUACGAUAAUUGAUGCACAACCAAUAAGUGAAUACAAUGGAAAUGCUGAAAAUGAAGCCCCUUGUGUGCUGACACGUAAGAGUAAGAGGCAAACUAAAGAGCCCCAAAAGCUCUCACUUUCAGGGCGAAAGGUGCAAAAGAAGACACAGAAAAUGAAGGAAGCUGUGAAGAGCAAGUUUGAAGUAACUCUGAGUCAAAUGGAAGUCGUGAUUGGACCAUUCAGCCUGAACCCUAAGGAAAUGCCCCCACAAGAAGAUAUUGAUAAACUUAAGACAUUCCUUGAAUGUGGUAUGUUGAAGAGGAAGGCCAGAAUAGGAGUCAGAAAGAUUUAUACAAAAGGAGAUGAAAACAUGACAAAGAAGUCUAUCGUACUGGAUAAGUUCAUAAUCAGCAGCAAAACAUGGCUUUAUGAUCUCUUCAUGGAUCAAGAGUGGCUGGAUACACUGCAUAUGGAGGUUGGCAUGUUUUACUUGGAGGUGAAAAGAUUCAACUACAAGCUCACACAAACAUACUCAACUGUGACACCUUUUUUCCUGGAAUGUCUUAAGCGGCAUCAAGACGACAUUGACAAGAAAAUUAAAACCAAAGAAGAUGUUGGAAGCGUUUCAAACUUGACAGCUGAAGUGUUUGGUUUUGCAAGAAANGAAAACAUGACAAAGAAGCCUAUCGUACUGGAUAAGUUCAUAAUCAGCAGCAAAACAUGGCUUUAUGAUCUCUUCAUGGAUCAAGAGUGGCUGGAUACACUGCAUAUGGAGGUUGGCAUGUUUUACUUGGAGGUGAAAAGAUUCAACUACAAGCUCACACAAACAUACUCAACUGUGACACCUUUUUUCCUGGAAUGUCUCAAGCGGCAUCAAGACGACAUUGACAAGAAAAUUAAAACCAAAGAAGAUGUUGGAAGCGUUUCAAACUUGACAGCUGAAGUGUUUGGUUUUGCAAGAAAGUGUGCUUUCCCAUGGGCCCGAUCAGAUUUUGUAUAUAUGCCACUGAAUAUUGGGGAGCAUUGGGUGCUGCUAGUGUUAGCGGUGGAGUCCAAAAUAGUAUGGGUUUAUAAUUCAAAGGGAGGGAGAUCUCUUAAAGACAUUGCUGAAUAUAGUACUUGCAUAAAAUGCCUUCUACCCAAGUUAAUGGAUUUGUGUGAUGUCUACAUUAAUCAUCCUACUGGACCAAUGGGAGACAACAAGCUUGAUUUGAAGGCUGCAGAUUUUUGCCCAAAAUAGACUGAUGCGUAAGUAUCAACUUAUAAAACAAAACAUUAUAGUUGAGAGAUUUUUUUUGUACAUAUUUUAAAUAGGGUCUCCUAAUAUAUUUCUUGAUUUUUG
Cuscuta campestris is the source of this 2016-nucleotide messenger RNA. Lineage: Eukaryota; Viridiplantae; Streptophyta; Magnoliopsida; Solanales; Convolvulaceae. The record is from the annotation of a GenBank genome assembly.